This is a messenger RNA of Echinops telfairi (small Madagascar hedgehog), 3761 nucleotides long. RefSeq names its product ribosomal protein S6 kinase A5 (gene RPS6KA5). The transcript is spliced from 16 exons. Gene Ontology annotation, molecular function: ATP binding; protein serine/threonine kinase activity; magnesium ion binding. Gene Ontology annotation, biological process: intracellular signal transduction; protein phosphorylation. The record is from RefSeq and is a predicted model, not a curated record. The coding region runs from base 151 to 2154 and encodes 667 amino acids. NCBI's taxonomy places the organism in Eukaryota, Metazoa, Chordata, Mammalia, Afrosoricida, Tenrecidae.
CAUUCAGUCCAAAGGGCUAAUUUAACAGGACAUGCAGAGAAGGUGGGGAUUGAAAAUUUUGAGCUCCUGAAGGUCCUAGGAACUGGAGCUUACGGGAAGGUGUUUCUCGUGCGCAAAGUCAGUGGCCAUGACGCUGGGAAGCUCUAUGCCAUGAAAGUGCUGAAAAAGGCCACCAUAGUCCAAAAGGCCAAAACGACCGAGCACACGAGGACGGAGCGGCAGGUCCUGGAGCACAUCCGGCAGUCGCCGUUUCUGGUGACGCUGCACUACGCUUUCCAGACUGAGACCAAGCUUCAUCUCAUCUUGGAUUAUAUAAAUGGUGGAGAACUGUUCACUCAUCUUUCCCAAAGAGAGCGUUUCACAGAGCACGAGGUGCAGAUCUAUGUGGGAGAGAUUGUGCUUGCCCUGGAACAUCUGCACAAGUUCCUGAGCUUCAGCUUUAGAAGGAUGAAUCUGAGCGAUUCUUCUUCGGUUUUGCUGAAAGAGCAUACUCCUUUUGUGGAACUAUUGAAUACAUGGCGCCAGACAUUGUCAAGGGAGGAGAUUCAGGACAUGACAAGGAGGAUCUUAAAAAGUGAACCUCCUUAUCCCCAAGAAAUGAGUCCGCUAGCCAAAGAUCUUCUCCAGCGCCUGCUGAUGAAAGACCCCAAGAAGAGGUUGGGGUGUGGUCCUCGGGAUGCAGAUGAAAUCAAGGAGCAUCUCUUCUUCCAGAAAAUGAGCUGGGAUGAUUUAGCUGCCAAAAGAGUGCCCGCGCCAUUCAAGCCCGUCAUUCGCGAUGAAUUAGACGUGAGCAACUUUGCAGACGAGUUCACAGAAAUGGACCCCACAUACUCGCCCGCCGCCCUGCCCCAGAGCUCGGAGAAGCUGUUUCAGGGCUACUCCUUUGUGGCUCCCUCGAUUCUCUUCAAGCGCAACGCGGCCGUCAUAGACCCCUUCCAGUUUCACGCAGGCGCCGAGCGCCCCGGAGUGACGAGCGUCGCCAGGAGUGCCAUGUUGAAGGACUCUCCAUUCUAUCAACACUACGACCUGGACCUGAAGGAGAAGCCGUUAGGAGAAGGAAGUUUCUCAAUAUGUCGAAAGUGUGUACACAAGAAGAGUAGCCAAGCCUUUGCAGUCAAAAUAAUCAGCAAAAGGAUGGAAGCCAAUACUCAUAAGGAAAUCACAGCUCUGAGACUCUGUGAAGGACACCCCAACGUCGUGAAGUUGCACGAGGUGUUUCAUGACCAGCUUCACACCUUCCUGGUGAUGGAGCUGCUGAAUGGCGGGGAGCUGUUUGAGCGCAUUCAGAAGAAGCAGCACUUCAGCGAGACGGAAGCCAGCUACAUCAUGCGCAAGCUGGUCUCCGCCGUCAGCCACAUGCACGACGUGGGCGUGGUGCACAGAGACUUGAAACCAGAGAAUUUAUUGUUCACAGAUGAAAAUGACAAUUUGGAAAUCAAGGUCAUUGACUUUGGGUUUGCGCGCUUAAAGCCCCCCGAUAACCAGCCCCUCAAGACGCCGUGCUUCACCCUGCACUAUGCCGCCCCCGAGCUCCUGAACCACUCCGGCUACGACGAGUCCUGCGACCUGUGGCGUUUCUCUUCCCGACAGUACACCAUGCUGUCGGGGCAGGUCCCGUUCCAGUCUCAGGAAAAGAGCCUGGCGUGCACCAGCGCCGUGGACAUCAUGAAGAAAAUUAAGAAGGGGGACUUCUCCUUUGAAGGAGAAGCUUGGAAGAACGUCUCCCAGGAGGCUAAAGAUUUGAUUCAAGGGCUCCUCACCGUCGAUCCAAACAAAAGGCUCAAAAUGUCUGGCCUGAGAUACAACGAAUGGCUUCAAGACGGCAGUCAGCUGUCCUCCAACCCUCUGAUGACACCGGACAUCCUGGGGUCCUCGGGAGCUGCUGUGCACACCUGUGUGAAAGCCACCUUCCAUGCCUUUAACAAGUACAAGAGAGAGGGCUUUUGCCUGCAGAACGUGGACAAGGCCCCUCUGGCCAAGAGGAGGAAGAUGAAGAAGACGAGCACCAGCACGGAGACGCGCAGCAGCUCCAGCGAGAGCUCCCACUCCUCGUCCUCCCACUCGCACGGGAAGACCACCCCCACGAAGGCCCUGCAGCCCGGCCAGCCCGCCGACGGCAGCCACCCCGAGCCGCUCUUCCAGUUCUCAGACUGAGCGGCCUGCGACCCUGAGCCCCCCGCCUGCCUGGCCCGGGCUGUGCUUUCUAAGGUCUCUCGUGGACCUCACUGGAAUCCGCCUCUUAGUGAAUUAUGUUCAGGAAAACUUGUCCGGUUGCCCUUGUCUGAACGCACUGGACAGAACGUCACUGUGAACCGAGCACAGGCCACGCUGUCCAGGGACCUGAGAGCGGCGCCCACGGGACUCUUUCUUAGAGCGCAAAGGUUACUAGACGUCUCACCAGGGCCCGGCUAGACCUGAUCUGCCCGAGGUUUGCCAGCUUCUGCCAGCCCAGCCGCAGGGGACCCCACUGCCCUGAUCCCUUUUGCUUCGCCUUGUGGACAACGUGAGUUUUCAAGAGACGGGUGCCUUGCGUGCCCAUGGCCGAGCUGAGCCGAGUGAGGAAAAGGCCGGACAGUUUCUCCACAAGCUUCCGUCAUGAAUUUCCUUGUGUGGCACAUGCUUAUUUCUGGGGAAAGGAUUUUAACUUAUUGUUUUUAUUUCAUGGUUACGUAUGACAGUAACCUGCCAUUAAUCUUCUAAAAAGUGAAGGGGAAAGGAGAGAAAGAACAAAACAUAAGAACUUAAAGCCCUGAGGCCUCUCUGGGGCCACGUGAGAUGCAUGCUGAGCUGCGUCGUGUUGAGUUUGCACUACUCUUUCCUGGCGAUCUGUUUUACUGACUUGCGUAAUACUGAGGCACAAGUCUCUGUGUGUGUAGUCUUGUUGCACUUUAUAGGAGAGUGAGCAGAAGUGAGCUAGUUUGUAAAGUGCACUGUGUGACCCAUGUACCACGUUUUAGCCCCCGUCCCCCUCUCCUUGGGCAGCAGGUGGACGUGGCACGAGAGGUGCGGCAUCCCCGCAUCCUCGCCGUGCGUGCCUGCAGAGGAGCAGAAGGGAAGGACGCGAAGCACUGUGCUCCAUCCUCCAACACUGUGUGCCCCGCGGGGGGCGCCUCCUGCAGGCCGAAAUUCUCUACUGAAUAGUCUAGAAUCACAACUAUGCUUUGGGGAAAGAAAAAACCUUCUGUUUGAUUUUAAAUCCGGACGCAACUUUUAUGAACUUCUGCAGAGCCUUGUCAUGGCUCGCCAGUUCUGAUCUUGUCCAAGAAGCCAGUGUCUGGCGAUCGAGACAUUUCAUGGAGCGAGUGCUGCAUUUUAAAAGAAAAUGAGUUCAUUCCCUAUGCAAAAAAAAAAAAAAAAGAGUAACAGGAUAAGUGGUGUUCUCUCUCCUUUUAAAGCCAUCCCAUGGGACGUCAGGAAGUGAGAAGAGGCGCUUUUGCUGUUUGCAGGACUCGUGCUCACCAGAGAAUGCCCAGCCUGGCGAUCGUUGUUGUCAUGGCAACCUCCUGAGCCUCGCUCUGGGUUUAUCGCUGUUGUCAUGGCAACCUCCUGAACCUCACUCUGGGUUUAUCGCUGUUGUCAGGGCAACCUCCUGAGCCUCGCUCUGGAGUCAGAGCGUGAGGGUGAUUCCUUUCAUUCGCUGCGACCGAUUAGGAACAGGAGCGACUGCACUCUGUAACCGCUGAAUAUUUAUUACUAAUUCAAUGUCUAUAUUAAUAGCACAGGCAACAAACGUGGCAAAUAUUAAAAAUAUUUUCAAAAUA